Schistocerca gregaria is the source of this 2124-nucleotide messenger RNA. Its product is annotated as programmed cell death protein 2-like. Gene Ontology annotation, cellular component: cytoplasm. The record is from RefSeq and is a predicted model, not a curated record. The coding region runs from base 86 to 1099 and encodes 337 amino acids. Lineage: Eukaryota; Metazoa; Arthropoda; Insecta; Orthoptera; Acrididae. The transcript is spliced from 7 exons.
UUCAAAUAGGGUUUCUGGAGCCUGUGGAGAAGAUAGAGUCAUCAGAAUUCCCCUCUAAAGUCGGUGGUUGGCCAGUACGUCCUCAAUGCGCGAAAACUUCAACUUCCCCCGCGACGAUAUUGAUGCAAUGAUUUUGAAAAACGAGAAGAUCUGGAUGGAUUCUAUCCACCUUCCAGAUUCGAAGGUUAUGAAGUGCGGACAUUGCAAAAAGCCACUCACUUUCUUGCUGCAAUUUUAUGCACCGUUGGAAGGGAGCGAGAGCACAUAUCACCGGGCGCUCUACGUAUUUAUUUGUACGCGCGGGGAGUGUUUGAAGGAAUAUUUUUUCGAAGCGAGUCGGGUGUUGCGCGUGCAGUUACCAGAGAGAUCGUCGGCGCUGUGGGACUGUCCGAAAGAAAGGAGGUCUAGGUUGUGCGAUUUAUGCCAUCUGCGGGGUGACUAUAGAUGCGGUCAGUGUAAGAGAGCGCGAUACUGCGGUCGAUACCACCAAGAACUUGAUUGGACAGAGGGAGGACAUAGAGAACGUUGCGAAGAGAUGGACGCUCUUGCGCCAGAAUGUGCAGUGAAUUCGUGGUGGAUUUCGCCUCCGGACGAUCAUCUGUCGAAGCGGCUGUUAUUUGAUGAGCUGGAAAUUGUGACAGAGGAAGAGCCCGAGGAGGCAGUUCGAGUCUAUGACGAGAAAGUUCAGAAAAGGGUCGCUUUGAAUCGUGAAAGCGAGCUUCCUUUAGAUGAAAAGUUGACGGAUCCCGUACUGGUUGAGUUUCAGAGUAUAGUGUCGAUUGAGCCGAAGCAAGUUCUGAGGUACACGGAUAGCAAGAAGAGGGGACCAAUAUGGGUUCAGACAAAGGGUCAAAUUGAUCCCAAAAGUGUACCGAAGUGCGAGUUAUGUGGAUCGCCUCGAAUAUUUGAGCUCCAGAUCAUGCCUCAAUUGGUGUAUUAUUUGAAGGUAGAAAAAAUGGUGAGGCAGAGCCACGAAACCGAGUUAGACUGGGGCACUUUGGUGAUCUAUACGUGUCAAAAGAGUUGCGAUCUCGACACGUUUGGCAGUUCUAGCGGUGCAUACGUUUCGGAGUACAUAUAUAUGCAGAGAAUGGAAUAGUUACAAUCGGAAUUCAAUAGUCUACUUGGAAUACGGUGAGAAAGAUGUCUAAUACUUUCAAAGAAUUUGAUAGCCUUCCUUAUGUCGAGCAAGCUAAGGCGUUUUUGAAUGCUUAUUUCUUAGAGGAGCAGGUAAAGAGCAAUGCGGAGAACAUCUGGAAGUGGACGCACAUGUUUAUCGAGUUAGAUGACCAGAAGAAGACAGAAGGAUCGUGUAUUGAUGAGUUUAAGGCGCAUCGUUUCCUUGAGAAGAUAUCCGAGACGGCCAGCAUUGUUGAUUUGAGAGAGAGUUUGCGCUCGCAGUCCUUCGUACCCAGGAAGGAGUUGACGUUGUUGGAGUAUCUCUUGUUCCGUUUCAAGUAUUCGAUUGAGGAUUUCGUUAAGCGUCCUCAGGGAGACAACAGCGAGAAGAUCGCGGAGUUGCAGAAGAGGUUGGAGGAGUUGGAGGAGUUGUUGAGCAUGGCGGUGAAGCAGGCUGAGGAGGCGAAGAAGAGGGCGAGCGAGGCGGCUCAGGCGGCUGCCGAGCAGAAGGAGGCAUUGGCGGAGGUGGAGAAGCAGGAGCAAUUGAGAGAUGCGAGAACACAGGAGUUGACGGCGCAGAGUGAGAACGAGAGUUUGGGGAUAGUGGCGCAGAAUCGAGCGAAGAAUCAGCUGGCGCAGCAUUUGAGCGAGGAUCCGCUUCCGUUGAGGAAGGCGAAGAUUACGUUGCAGGCAUCUACGAAGAAGGCGGAGAAGGCGAGGAUGAAGGCGGACGAGGCGGCAGAGGAGGCGGAGGCGAAGAGGAAGGAGACGGUUGACAAGUGCGAGCAGGUGCAGAAGGAGUUGGACGACGUGAAGAAGAACAGUGGGUCGAAUGGACAGGGAUCUCUUUGGUGGAUUCAGAGAGAGUUAGACGAGAAGAAGAAGUAUUUGCCUAAGCGACUUCAGAAUUAGAGAUAGGGUUAGUGAGCACGCACAUGGAGAAGGUUUGUAGAAGUUGAGGUGAGGUAGUAGGAGGAGAUAAAGUGUGCCUUGAUUUUCCGUAAA